AUGGAAAAAAAAGAAGAUAAUGUUAUGAGAGAAAUUAAAGUUAACAAGUUGGUACUCAAUAUAUGUGUUGGGGAGUCAGGUGACAGGUUAACAAGAGCAGCGAGGGUGUUGGAACAACUGACUGAUCAGAAGCCAAUUUUUGGAAAAUGUAGAUUUACAAUUAGAUCAUUCGGUGUAAGAAGAAAUGAAAAGAUAUCAUGUUUUGUAACAGUAAGAGGUAAGAAAGCAUUAGAAAUAUUAGAGAAAGGAUUAAAAGUAAAAGAAUAUGAACUGAGAAGAAAAAAUUUUUCGGACACAGGAAAUUUUGGUUUUGGUAUACAAGAACAUAUAGAUCUAGGUAUUAAGUACGACCCUUCUACUGGUAUAUAUGGUAUGGACUUUUAUGUGCACCUCUCUCGACCCGGUUAUAGAGUAACCAGAAGAAGGAGAAGAAGAUCGACCAUUUCCAAAACUCAUAAAGUUACAAAGGAUGACGCAAUGAAGUGGUUUCAAACCAAAUUCGAUGGAAUUUUGCUCAAAUGA
Messenger RNA from Plasmodium malariae, 522 nucleotides. RefSeq names its product 60S ribosomal protein L11a, putative. Bases 1 to 522 code for a protein of 173 amino acids. Gene Ontology annotation, molecular function: RNA binding; structural constituent of ribosome. The transcript is spliced from 2 exons. The record is from RefSeq and is a predicted model, not a curated record. Lineage: Eukaryota; Apicomplexa; Aconoidasida; Haemosporida; Plasmodiidae. Gene Ontology annotation, cellular component: cytosolic large ribosomal subunit; ribosome. Gene Ontology annotation, biological process: translation.